AUGCCCGAGAGGGAGCUGUGGCCAGUGGGGCCGGGCUCGGAACCCGUGACCCGAAACGGCAGCUGUGACAGCAUGAUGAGCACCACCUCCACCCACUCGGGAUCUAGUGACAAUAGCUACGACUUCUUGUCCCCUGAAGAGAAGGAGUGUCUGCUCUUCCUGGAGGAGACCAUUGAAUCCUUGGACACUGAGGUCGACAGCGGGCUGUCUGCUGACGAGUCUGAGUCGGUCUUGACUCCCCAGGCUUCCCGGACGCUGCCUCCACCUCCACCUCCACCUCCACCUCCACCUCCACCUGCACCUGCUCCCCAGGGUAAGAGAAACAGAAGAGAAACUCAGCUCAGCUCAUCCCAAACCUCUGAGCCACAAGGCCUGAGCUUCAGGUCUGUCUCCCACAGCCUCCCCCGAAAUAUCCACAUUGGCAGAAACCAGAAGCCCAAGAAAAGCCCCAGCCAGGCUACCAACCACAUCCACGAACAAUCUGAAGGACUUGUACCAGCGCCUGAGAGCAAAGAGGACCAUCAGAGCAGUAAGCUCCUUCAAGCCCCCACCAGCCCCCAGGAGGCCGAGCUCGAUUUGGACGUGGUGCUCAUCCCACCACCGGAGGGCUUCCGGGACUCCGGGCCAGAGUCGUGUGGGGAAGGCAGCCUGUCCAAGAGACCAGGGCAGCUGGGCAGCACAGCCCAGCUUCAUCCAUCUUCCAGUCCCCAGAAGAGAGAGGAAGCUCCUUCAGAGGUCAUGUCCCAAAACGCCAAGGAGAAUGACCUAGCCACAGGUCCAGGACAAAAUCAAUCUUCUUCUGCCUCAUCAGCUCAGCAUGCUAGAGCUGGGGAUGCCCUGCUCCCAUCUGGGGGCAAUUCAAAUGUCCGCAUGGGACCCCUCACAGCCCCCAAACCCCGGAAGCUGCCACCCAACAUUAUUCUGAAAAGCAGCCGAACCAGUUUCCACAGUGACACCCACAACUGGCUGUCCCGCCACUCUGAGGUGGCCCCUGGAGAUUCUGGCCUGGUGUCCUCUUCACUGCAGGAGCAGAGGAAAGCACGGCGAGAGGCCUUGGAGAAACUGGGGCUGCCGCAAGAUGAAGACGAGCCCAGCCUCCACUUAAAUAAGCCCUCCAGCUCCUUCCGGCUCAAGGAGCCUUCUGCCCGGGCCACUCCCCUGGCUCCUGCUUCCACUCCAGCUCAGCCAGCAGCAACAGCUCAGGCAUCAGCAGCCUUUCCCAUUUCAGGAAAGGUCCCACUUUCAUCUCCAGCUCGGGAACCACCUCCUAUGAAGGCUUCGCCUCCAGUUUCAGCUCCUGCUCAGGGGACCCUUCCAGGGAUGACUCCAGGAGCCAAGUCCAUGCCAAUUCCCAUCCCUAAGGCCACAAGCGCAAACAGCCCCCUGACUCCACCAAAGCAUGAUGCGGGGCUGACCCUACAGGAAAGCAACAUUCCUGGUCUGGAACAUUCAGGGGUGGGCCUCAGCAGCUACCUCUCAGCUGAGAAAGACCCCAGCCCCCAAACCAGCUCAUCUCUGGAAAAGAGCUCCUUCGUAGACAAAAUCUCACCCAGUGACUUGCGGAACUCCGGGCCCCGGCCGGCCUCCUCGGGCACAGGAAAGGAUUUCGCAGGCAUCCAGGUGGGCAAGCUGGCUGAUCUGGAGGAGGAGCGGAACUCAAAACGCCUGUCCUACUCUGGGCAGAGCCGUAACAAGCUUCCUCGGCCCCCUUAUGUCACAGUCCAGAUCACCCCAAGGGGCAUGCCUGAUGAAAACAGAAGGGAGGCUCUGAGGAAGCUGGGACUGUUGAAGGAGUAG
Molecule: messenger RNA, 1797 nt
Organism: Elephantulus edwardii (Cape elephant shrew)
Lineage: Eukaryota; Metazoa; Chordata; Mammalia; Macroscelidea; Macroscelididae
Product: chromosome unknown open reading frame, human C1orf116
Exons: 4
Coding region: 1-1797 (598 amino acids)
Source: RefSeq, a predicted model, not a curated record